Messenger RNA from Anolis sagrei ordinatus, 2793 nucleotides. RefSeq names its product 3-phosphoinositide-dependent protein kinase 1. Gene Ontology annotation, biological process: intracellular signal transduction; peptidyl-serine phosphorylation. The record is from RefSeq and is a predicted model, not a curated record. Gene Ontology annotation, molecular function: protein serine/threonine kinase activity; ATP binding. NCBI's taxonomy places the organism in Eukaryota, Metazoa, Chordata, Lepidosauria, Squamata, Anolidae.
CGCCCUCAACCGCGCGGAAGUGGGCAUUGUUGUCGCUGACGUCAGUGGCGGAGGACGCGGGCGUCCCAUUGGGUCGCAGUGGCGGGUCGGGAGGCCGGGCCCAUGGCCAGCACCGGCAGCCCCCUGUAUGAUGCUGUUCCCAUACAGUCCAGCGUGGUGUUGUGUUCCUGUCCGUCUCCAUCCAUGGUGAGGAGCCAGGCCGAGCCCAGCCUCCCGCCCGUCACUGCCUCCGCUUGUGGCGGCCGGUCAGAGCUGAGCAUGGAGAACGCCUUGCCACAGGCCCCUGCCCCUCAGCCACAGCGGAAGAAGCGCCCUGAGGACUUCAAAUUUGGGAAGAUCCUGGGCGAAGGCUCCUUCUCAACUGUGGUCUUGGCCAGAGAAUUGGCUUCCUCCAGAGAAUAUGCCAUCAAAAUUCUGGAAAAACGUCACAUUAUCAAAGAGAACAAAGUGCCCUAUGUGACCCGGGAGAGAGACAUCAUGUCCCGUCUGGACCACCCUUUCUUUGUCAAACUCUACUUCACAUUUCAGGACGAUGAAAAGCUCUAUUUUGGUCUCAGUUAUGCCAAGAAUGGGGAGCUUCUCAAAUAUAUCCGCAAGAUUGGCUCAUUUGAUGAGACAUGUACAAGGUUUUACGCUGCCGAAAUUGUGGCUGCUCUGGAGUACCUUCAUGGAAAGGGAAUUAUUCACAGGGAUCUAAAGCCGGAGAACAUUCUUUUGAAUGGAGAAAUGCACAUUCAGAUCACAGACUUUGGGACAGCAAAAGUAUUAUCUGCAGACAGUAGACAAGCCCGGGCGAACUCCUUUGUUGGGACGGCGCAGUAUGUGUCACCGGAACUCCUCACAGAGAAGUCAGCUUGCAAAAGCUCCGACCUGUGGGCACUUGGCUGUAUCGUCUAUCAGCUUGUGGCAGGGCUGCCACCCUUCAGAGCUGGAAAUGAAUAUCUCAUAUUUCAAAAGAUAAUCAAGUUGGAAUAUGACUUCCCAGAGAAAUUCUUUCCUAAAGCAAAAGACCUCGUAGAAAAGCUUUUGGUCCUAGAUCCUACCAAGCGGUUAGGCUGUGAGGAAAUGCAGGGCUACGGACUCCUCAAGGGCCAUCCUUUCUUUGACUCCGUGACUUGGGAGGAUCUUCAUCGCCAGACACCGCCCAAACUGACUGCCUACUUGCCUGCCAUGUCAGAAGACGAUGAGGAUUGCUAUGGCAACUACGACAACCUGCUGAGUCAGUUUGGCUGCAUGCAAGUCUCCGGCUCAGCCUCAUCCCAGUCGCUGUCUUCCCCGGAGACGUCCCUGCCCCCACAGACCUCGGGCAACAACAUCGAGCAGUACAUCCACGACCUUGAUAGCAACUCCUUUGAGCUGGACCUCCAGUUCUCUGACGAGGAGAAGAGGUUGCUGCUGGCAAAGCAGGCAGGUGGAAAUCCCUGGCACCAAUUCGUAGAAAAUAACCUAAUACUGAAGAUGGGUCCAGUAGACAAGAGGAAGGGCCUCUUUGCUCGUCGGCGCCAGCUGCUGCUCACCGAAGGGCCCCAUUUGUACUACGUGGACCCUGUCAACAAGGUCCUCAAAGGGGAGAUCCCCUGGUCCCUGGAGCUCCGGCCGGAAGCCAAGAACUUCAAGACCUUUUUUGUCCACACACCGAACCGGACGUACUACCUGAUGGAUCCCAGUGGGAAUGCUCACAAAUGGUGCAAAAAGAUACAGGAGGUUUGGCGACACAGAUACCACCCGAACACUGCGAAGUGAGGCAGCGACGGCUGCUCCUCCUCUUCCUCCUCUUCCUCCCUUGCGCCCCCGUCUCCUUCCGUGCUGCUAGAGAGCCACCAGAGGACUCUUCCCAGCCCAGUCAACAACAUCCGUUUCCAGGGCCAAACUUUUUCCUUUCUGGAGGAAACCAAUGGAAUUCAGGGUCGCUUUGCUUGCUUUCGUGCUUCUGCUGAGGCUUCCACACACAGGCCCCUUCCUCUCUGUCUCCCUCCUUCCCUGUUCCGCAGAGGAGCGGACCCCCUCCCCCCAUAUUGCUGGCAUUGCAGCCUGGAUCGUGUGGGGCUCAACUGUGACUUCCUGUUGGAUCAGUCGUGCCCUUUGGUGGGCUCUGGCCUGAGCAAGUGAGGCUUCCUGGUAACUGCCUCCGGCCUCUCUUCCUCCCUCCUCCCUUCGGAGCCAAUUGGUGGGCUCCAUUUGCACCCCUCGCAAUGAGGAACGCAGUGGGGAGGUUCCCCCCAUAGAGCACUCUGGGAUCCUCCCUCCCCUGAUGGUACUUUCUUUAUUCUCAUGUCUUGCAGACACUCCUUUGCAGUGGGGAAGGGGAGGAAUGUAGAGCGUGGAGGCGCCCUGGCCCCCUGGUCUCAUAGUGUUUUAAACAUGGGGUUUUAAUUUGGUGCAUUUACAUGUUUAAGGAGCACUGAGGUUACCAGCAUGCUUUUAACUCAUACUAACGGAGGGGUGAAGUAGUUGGUCUGGAGGCUGCCUUGGUGCAACUUUGGGGUCCUUUGCCUUUUUUUGAAGAGCAGAGCCAACGAGUGAGUGGCUUCCUCCCGGAGCAGCGAGCGAAGGGGCUGAGCGCCACAAGGGGGAGGGGUCCCUGCUUUUGGGGAACUAUUUUGGGGCAGAGCAGAGGGAGGCCCCCACCCCAAGAGACAUGCUGUUUGUACAACUGAUGACUUGAUUCGUGGUCUCUUUGUAUAAUGAGGUGUACAAAUAUUCCUGUAUUGUUCAUUGGCAAAAAGCGUCGUACCUUUUAGCAACUUUGGAAAUAUUUUACAUGAUUUAAAUAUAUUUAAGCCCCUCCACUAA